Molecule: messenger RNA, 1420 nt
Organism: Drosophila teissieri
Lineage: Eukaryota; Metazoa; Arthropoda; Insecta; Diptera; Drosophilidae
Gene: Gr43a
Product: gustatory receptor for sugar taste 43a
Exons: 8
Coding region: 36-1397 (453 amino acids)
Biological process (GO): sensory perception of taste
Cellular component (GO): dendrite; neuronal cell body; axon
Source: RefSeq, a predicted model, not a curated record
GGUCGUUCUGCGAGUGUCCCUCGUCGUAAAAUACCAUGGAGAUAUCCCAGCCCAGCAUCGGCAUUUUCUACGUCAGCAAAGUGCUGGCCCUGGCUCCAUAUGCUACGGUCCGGAACUCCAAGGGCCAAGUGGAAAUCGGUCGCAGCUGGCUCUUCACGGUAUACUCGGCCACGUUAACGGUGGUUAUGGUUUUUCUCACCUAUCGGGGACUCUUGUUUGAUGCCAACUCCGAAAUACCAGUGCGUGCAUCUUUUAGAAUGAAGUCGGCAACGUCGAAGGUGGUGACGGCCCUGGACGUUUCUGUGGUUGUCAUGGCUAUUGUAUCUGGUGUUUACUGUGGUCUUUUUAGCCUUAACGACACUCUCGAGCUCAACGAUCGACUAAACAAGAUCGAUAGUACUUUAAAUGCCUACAACAACUUUCGAAGAGAUCGAUGGCGAGCCUUGGGAAUGGCUGCCGUCUCCUUGGUUGCCAUUUCCCUACUGGUCGGCCUUGAUGUUGGGACGUGGAUGCGUAUUGCCCAGGAUAUGAACAUUGCUCAGUCGGAUACGGAGCUCAAUGUGCACUGGUACAUUCCAUUUUACAGUCUUUACUUCAUACUCACGGGCUUGCAAGUUAAUUUUGCCAACACAGCUUACGGACUUGGCAGGCGCUUUGGACGCCUGAAUCGAAUGCUUUCGAGCAGCUUUCUUGCUGAGAACAACGCAACCAGUGCCAUUAAACCCCAAAAGGUCAGUACCGUCAAAAACAUAAGCUUAAAUCGCCCUUCAAUGCCAUCGGCACUCCAUGCGAGCCUGACGAAGCUGAACGGCGAAACCCUGGCCAGCGAAUCCGCAGGUGACAAGGAAGCCGCCCGCAGUCUAAUCCUCAACGUGGAGUUACUCAAAUUGGGAUAUUUUCCAGCCAAAAACAAGGGGUUGCUCCUGAAAUCUCUGGCGGACAGUCACGAGUCGCUAGGAAAGUGUGUCCAUCUCUUGUCCAACUCUUUCGGCAUUGCGGUUCUCUUCAUCCUGGUGUCCUGUCUACUGCAUCUUGUAGCUACGGCCUAUUUCCUCUUUCUGGAACUGCUCAGCAAGCGAGAUAACGGGUACCUGUGGGUGCAGAUGCUCUGGAUUUGCUUUCAUUUCCUGCGAUUGCUCAUGGUGGUGGAGCCGUGCCACUUGGCUGCCCGAGAGUCCCGCAAAACGAUCCAGAUUGUUUGUGAGAUCGAGCGGAAAGUGCACGAGCCUAUCCUUGCGGAGGCGGUUAAGAAGUUUUGGCAGCAGUUACUCGUGGUAGAUGCUGACUUUUCCGCCUGUGGAUUGUGUCGCGUGAACCGCACCAUUCUAACAUCAUUUGCAUCGGCCAUAGCCACCUAUCUCGUAAUUCUCAUUCAGUUUCAACGGACCAAUGGCUAAGGUUUUUAGAUAUACAAAAAGUG